Cynara cardunculus var. scolymus (artichoke) is the source of this 774-nucleotide messenger RNA. RefSeq names its product protein RALF-like 34. Lineage: Eukaryota; Viridiplantae; Streptophyta; Magnoliopsida; Asterales; Asteraceae. Bases 93 to 512 code for a protein of 139 amino acids. The record is from RefSeq and is a predicted model, not a curated record. The transcript is spliced from 2 exons.
ACUCCAAGGUCCCACUCGCAUUCUCUUCAUAAACCUUCAAAAUUCCUUCGUUUUCCCUCUAUCUCAAACACAAAUUAUCUCUAACUUCAUCCAUGGCGCCAUCACUUCUUCUAUGCACGCAGAUCGUACUAUUUCUGGUGUUAUUAUCACUCACACGCAUCUCACGCGCCGACGUACCGGUGUUGGAUGCCGCCAAGGAGCUUUCGUUGCAUCUCGCCACUGACGAACUUGACUGGCCGACAUCGUUGAUGCCUAUGUACGACGGUGUUGAUAUUGACGAGAUCGAAAUGGAAGACGAUGACGGAGAUGCCUCCACUACCGCCGCCGCUCGUAGAUCUCUGUUCUGGCGGAGGAUGGGAUAUUACAUUUCCUACGGCGCACUUUCUGCAAACAGAGUCCCCUGUCCGCCGCGCUCUGGCAGGUCGUACUAUACUCAUGAUUGUUGGAGAGCUAGAGGAGUUGUUCGUCCUUACACCAGAGGUUGCUCCACCAUCACACGUUGCCGCCGGUGAAAUCAACCGCCGUGAUUAUUAGAUAGUCCGGAGUCCCCGCAUUUGGACCUUCAUGGCCACAAGUUUAGUUUGGAUUUCGUAAUGGAAUCUCUUUUUGAUCAAGUUCUAGAAUAAGGUGAGUUGAUAUAUUGUUUUAUGUUAAUUCAGCUUGAAAAAGGAUGGUGUUAUAUGCAUAUCCAUAUUUAUGGCAGAAUUAGGUUAAAUUAUGCAUUGAAAAUGUAAAAAUUGAAUCUUGAAAUACAAGAUAUGAUACUCAUAAGCU